UACGUUUUAUUCCCUACCACCUUACAGACACACUUUGCUGCUGAACACCUGUUGAGAGGAAAAACAAAUAUUUUGGCACAAAAUCAUUUGAUAAAAAAUGGUCUGAUUAGACACCUUUACGGUCUUGGAGUGAACAGAGACAGCCGUUAUAGAUGGCCAGUGGAGGAAGAACAGGGAGAAAUGAUGGCGACACCGUUGAAAAUUUGGCGGAGAUGUUUAGAUGCUUCAUUUGUAUGGAAAAAUUGAGAGAUGCCAGACUGUGUCCACACUGUUCAAAACUCUGUUGUUUUUCUUGUAUCAGGAGAUGGCUUACAGAACAAAGAUCACAGUGUCCACAUUGCAGAGCAUCACUCCAUAUCCAUGAGCUGGUAAACUGUAGAUGGGCUGAGGAGGUCACAAAUCAGUUAGAUUCUCUGAAAGAAAGUGCUCCAUCACCCAGCAAAAAAGAAGAACCAGAGAAAGACAAAUGUGACGAACAUCAUGGAGAGAAAUUGAGUGUGUACUGUUGGACCUGUAAACAGAGUAUAUGUCAUCAGUGUGCUCUCUGGGGUGGAACCCAUUCUGGUCACACAUUUAAACCUCUAGAUGGUGUGUAUGAUGAGCAUGUAAAGAAGAUAACAGAUGAAUUGAACCAGUUGAAGAGAAGACAUGUGGAAUUGAUCAGUCUCGUACAGGAUGUGGAAAGAAAUAUUGAAAGUGUAAAGACAGCAAAAGAUGAAAGAGUGAGAGAGAUAAGAAAUGCAGUAGAAUUAAUGAUUGCACGACUAGAAUCACAACUUAAAUCUAAACUACUUACAUUAAUGGGUCAGAGAAGUCACUUAACACAGGAAACAGAAUUACUAGAAUCAUUAAUACAGAAAGUCAAUCAAAAGUUGACAACAUGUGGCAAGAACGAACUGAUCAAUAUUAGCACUGAACUGGUGGAAAUGUUCAAAGAGGUCCAGAGAAAACCUAUGGCUUCAUUUGUUACUGCUGCAGUCCCUGCAGACUUUACCAGUGAGAUAGUACCACCCUAUGACACCAGUACCUUUGUGAUGAAGAACUUCAGUAUAUUACAACAGAGAGCAGACCCGGUCUAUAGUCAGCCAUUGAAUGUAUCAGGACUCAGUUGGAGACUGAAAGUAUAUCCUGAUGGUAAUGGUGUAGUGAGAGGUAAUUAUCUUUCUGUCUUCCUGGAACUGUCUGCUGGAUUAUCAGAAACUUCCAAAUAUGAAUACAGGGUAGAAAUGGUCCAUCAAGCUAGUCGUGAUUCCAGUAAGAAUAUAGUCAGAGAAUUCGCCUCCGAUUUUGAAGUAGGUGAAUGCUGGGGUUACAACCGAUUUUUCCGUCUAGAUCUACUUGCCAGUGAGGGUUACCUUGAUACAGACACUGACACUCUCAUCCUCCGAUUCCAAGUCAGACCACCAACGUUCUAUCAAAAAUGUAGAGAUCAACAUUGGUAUAUAAAUCAGUUAGAGUUUUACCAGAGCCAGUAUAUGACACAGUUAAAUGAUAUGCAGGAGAGAUUAUUAUUGAUUGAGAUGUCAAGGAGGUCCAAAAGGGGAACAUCUGCAGAGUCGCCAUUACCUUUGAUAGAGGCCCAUGGUGGGGAUAAUCCUGCUUUAAAACACCCUAUACUGCACCCCAAACCUCUUCAUCCAGGCACAGGAUCAGAGAUAGAAAUAGAACAUUCAGACAAUGAUGAUGUGACUUCUGAUAAUGAUACCACAGAUUCUAAUGAGGGUUUGAGUGAAGGAGAUAUUGAUGAAUUAGAGAACACUCGAAUGGUACUUGAAGAACAAAUUCUUGCUCCUGCUGAAAAUAAUGAUGAAAAUGAUAUUGAUGAAGAAACAAUGUCUUUGGACAAUGAUGUUGAAAUCAAUAUGAGAUGGGAGGAAAAUGAUUUGGACAGAAUGGGGGGAGCUCAUGGAAUCAGUCAUAAAUCUAUUUCUAACAUUACCGGUGCAGAAAACAAAAAUGAGGAUGAUGAAGCUUUAAUAAGACAGCUGUUUAAAGAAAAGGCAUCUGAUACCAGACCAUGGUCAGCAGCAUUUGGAGAUGGUGCUGGUGACAGAUUUGGACUUAGUCCAGACUGGUUUGAGAAAGUCCAAGCUGCACUUCGUAAGAGGAAAGAGGAUAAAACCAAGACAAAGAAGAAGACAGCUUUAUCAACAGACAAUGUAUUAGAACAUAUUCAUGCUAGAUUCUCUGAACUUGCUGCUUCCACUCUGGCAGCUGCCAAUGCAGCCGUUACUAAUGAAACUGAGGCAAGAGCUUUUGUCAAAAGUGAGAAAAAUGUAGAUAAAAAGUUUAAGAUGCCCUUGCCAGUUCCAGAUUCUUCCUCUGGUCUGACUAGUGAUAGAUCUGAACUGACCAGAGUAACCCAAGACAAACCCUCCAAGGGCUCCUCGUGUGAAGACAGACUCCCUGUGGUUAAGAGGAUAACAGCAACAAUGAAUAGACUCUCUCUAGAAAAUACUGCUAAAAAGGAGGAGAAAAAAGCACCGGUUAAAUUAUCAGAUGAUAAGACUGAAGCAGACAUAUCAUUGGAGCAGCAUUCCUUAUCCAGUACGUUAGACUUGGAAGAGGUUUCAUUGUCAGAUUCUUCCUUCGAAGUCAUGCAAGAUCAUCUACCAUCUCAACCAUUCCAUAGCUGUGUGUCACUCGCUGUUAGUAAAACUAGUCAAAGUACAGAAGACUUGAAUGGAAACAAGAAGAAGAAAGAAGCAAGUGAUAAAACAUCUUCUGGUGCAACUAAAGAAAUAGGUCUACCAUGGUCAUACAGUUUUCUAUCAAAGACAUCUAACCCAGAUAAAGAUAAAAAAGAAGUAACUACAUCCUCAUCUUCCACAAUGCCACUGACUUCUUCAUCAUCCACCGUAACAUCUUCAUCCUCAUCUAAAUCUACGUCUAAUUCAGAGAACAGGUCUGAUUCGGCAGAGGAAAAUAGUGCCAAUAGUAAAUCUGACAGUGGCAAUACUGAUUCUAAACCUGACAGCGGUGAUGAUUCAGCUUUAGUGUGAUGUUAGAUAUAUACCAGAGGAAUUAUGGACAGUUUUUCUCUGUUGCUGAUGUAUUAUGCAUAUUGUGAUAUAGUAUGGAUAUUUUCUGUGUUUAGCUUUGGACAAAAUUUGUAUAAAAAUAUUAAUAGAUGUUACUGUGGAUUCAUUUAAAUUCAUGGAUACAUACUUUUGUGGAUUGAGGAAAACAUGCCUUUUCGUGGAUAUUUAUUUUGUGGUUUUGUAAAAAUCUGCAUAAAACCUUAUAGAAAUUUUGUUAUUCUUUGAACUUUUAAAUUCGUGGUCCACCCGUACCCAUGAAAUCCACGAAAAUUGGUAUCCAACAAAUUAUAAUGAAUCUUCAGUAGUACAUGUAUAUGUCAGGUUGAUCAUGAUUAUGGAUUAAAUAAAAAUGUGCUAGUUUGUUUUAGCCAAACUUAUAUUGAAAUUCUAAGCAUGCUAUAAAGGGAAAUAAUUGUCUUUGAAAAUGAAAAAAUAAAUAAUUGGAUAUUUUUUUUCUUUUUCGACAAAAUAUGUUAUCUCUUAGUUAUGGUGAGUGUUAAGAACAGAGAAUAUAAUAAAUUUCAAAACGAAAAAUCAAUAAAUGAAAAUCUGCCAAAAGAAGCUUAAGACAAGAAUGGCAUUUCCAUGGUUCAGUCUGGUUAUUGUCAAUAAAUUAAUUUAUCAUUUGUCUGAUCCAAUCCACGUGUUAACUGCUUGAAAAAUUGUAGUAAAGUCAAAGCAUAGUUUAGAGGUUAAUAACAGGAGACAUAUUUAACAUUUGAAUGUAAAAUACAGUUUUGUAUGAUACUCUCUCCAUUUUUCUCUAUUCUUUACCUAUUUGACUCGUGUUUCUCUAUUCUUUAAAUCUAUCUAAACCUUUAUAUAGUACCAUAUGGGGGGUUAUUUUUCCCGGUGUAAAAAUUUGUGAUUUUCUAUUAAAUAAGGUACAGAAAAUACUUUGGCAGUUAUUAUUUUGGCUGAUUCAAAACUUCUAUCAAUACCUUUGCAUGUGCACAUUUGAAUUGGCGGAAUUUAUUUUGGCGAUUUUGUUCCAUCUGCGAUAAUAAAUGAAAAUUUACACCCCUCGAAAAUAAUCCGAUAUAUGGUAUCCUCUAGUGUCCAUGUGUUGGAACAGAUUGAGACUUUUAAUAUAGGCUUACAAAGCAAUGAAUACCCUGUUGUAUUAUUUUGUUAUUUGAACACAUUGUAUAAUAUCUUGUCAAAAAGCUACUUACUGUGACUCUGACACAGGUAAUCUGCUAACAGUUUCAUUGGUGUUCUAGAGGUUUCUUAAAGUAUCGCAUAUAUAUAUAUUACAAAGCUAAUACUUUUUACGCCCCACCUACGAUCCACCUACGAUAGUAGAGGGGCAUUAUGUUUUCUGGUCUGUGCGUUCGUCCGUCUGUCUGUCCGUCCGUUCGUCUGUCUGUCCCGCUUUAGGUUAAAGUUUUUGGUCAAGGUAGUUUUUGAUGAAGUUGAAGUCCAAUCAACUUGAAACUUAGUACACAUGUUCCUUAUGAUAUGAUCUUUCUAAUUUUUAAACCAAAUUAAACCUUUGACCCCAAUUUCACGGUCCACUGAACAUAGAAAAUGAAAGUGCAUGUUUCAGGUUAAAGUUUUUGGUCAAGGUAGUUUUUGAUGAAGUUGAUGUCCAAUCAACUUGAAACUUAGUACACAUGUACCUUAUGAUAUUAUCUUUCUAAUUUUAAUGCCUUAUUAUAUUUUUUAUCCAAUUUCAUGGUCCAUUGAACAUGGAAAAUGAUAGUGCGAGUGGGGCAUUCAUGUACUUUGGACACAUUCUUGUUUUCAUAUAUUUUGUGGUUUUCUAAUUUUCAGUUUUAUUUUUUUCUCAGGGUUUGAACAAAUGGCUGAAUAGAAUAUACAUUAGUUACCAUAAACUGAUUUUUCAUAUUUGUAUUAUAUAUUCAUUUUACAGAUUUAUAAUGUUUUGACCAAAAAGAAAAAAGAUUUUUUACUUUUGGUUAUCAAAAGUUUAAAAUGAACAAUAUACAUUACUUUUGUUAUCACAUAUUUAUUAUCUAACAUUUAUGCAUACUGUGGAUUCAUUUGUUUAUAUGGGUACCUGUUUUUCCUGGAUUCCAUGCAAAUUUAAAGGAAAUUAGUUAUUUAUUGAAAAAUUUACUUUUUAAUCUUAAUACCAACAAAAUCAGCUAAAACAACAUGUUAAUAAUAAAAAUUAACCCAGUGCUGAAAUUAGAACUUCAGUGAAAUGGUGUUUUAAGUCCAGUGCAUAUUACAUAUAUAUAUAUAAAAUCAAAACAUGUCGAUGCAAUAUAUAUAUGAACCCUGCUAUGUACUAGACAGACAAACUGAGGCAAAGUUUUGACUCCAAACCAACCAGUCUUUGCUUUUUCUGCUAAAUGCAGCAUGCUUCUUGUAAAAACAGCAAAUACCAAUAUUUACAAGUCAUUGGUUUACCUGAAACACUCAAAAUAACUACUUGCUUCCUUUCAGAAAUUUGUUCUUUUUAAGCCUUUGAACACUGUGUUGUGUUUUUUGUAAUGUUUACAAAACCAGAAAAAAAUGUACUAAGCUAGAUUGUCUUUAAGGGGUCAUCCAUAAUUGUCAACCAUUUUCCAAAGUGUAGAAAACGUACACUGGUGGGGGGUGGGGGUUAAAGAAUCAACAAUUUUACCGUAAACUUUUUUUUUUUACUUUAUAAAACAGUCAAAUAUGUUUCAGUUUUUUUUUGAAUGCAAAUUUAUAAUUAAACUAAACUUUGAUAGACAGGAUAUUUAUUUUUAUGAAAAAUGAUUGCUUCUUGUCUUGAAAUCUGAAAAUGGUUAAUGUACACUAUUUGAGGGAGGGUGGGGGGUCUGAAAAAGUGUAUGUUUUGUACACGUUGAAAAAGGUUGACAAUUAUGGAUGACCCCUAAGUAAAAUGAGUUCCAUGUAAGUAAUUUUGUAUUUGUUUUAAAAACAAAAUGUGAUGUUGUGUUACUAGAAACAGAAUGUUAAGCUAAUGUCUUAGUAAACCUGAAGGUACCAUAGAGUACAUUGUACAGAGGUCAGGAGUGUUAAUCAUACAUAAUUUAUAGAAAAUAAAAAUUACAGCUGUUUGUAUUGAGUGUGUAAGUAAAUCUAAUAUCUUUGGAUAGAUUGCUUGCUAGCUGAACCGUGAAGUCAUUAUAAGGUAAGGUAUACUACCCUCCUUAGUAGACUAGUUCGACAGAUAACCAAUAUAUCUGUCUGAAGGACUAGGCUACUUCAUAAGGAGGGUAGUAUACUGUACCUAAUAAUGACUUCACAAUUCAGUUAUCAAGCAAGAUAUCCAAAAGAUAUUACCUUUACCUACACACUCAAUGCAAUCUGCUGUAAGUAAAAUAAUAAGAUGAACAAAAGAAAUGUAUUUAUUAUUGGUGGUGAAGAAAAUAAGAUCAAAUAUAUUUAUUUUUGGUGGUGUUAAACUAUGUGAUAUACAGAUUAUAACAUGAUAUUUUCCAUAUCUUCUCCAGUCUUUCUUGAUCGACCUCAAUCUUUUGAUCUUGACUCUCGGGAUAUAUAGAGUCCAUAAUGGCAGAGGGGUCCAAGUAGAUUAAUUCAGUGAUCACUAGCCUACCACCUAUUGUUAAUUGCAAUCCUGGUAAGGUGUGUACAACUGGUCUUAAUUGACAGGGAUUGCAAGGUUUCUCUCUGAAAUUAGUGGAUUUACUCUAAAAACAAGCUUGGACUUAAAUGAGGUGUGUAACGACUUUUGUGGGGACCUCAGAAGUAAGAUCUUUAUUUUUGCUGGAAUUAAAGAGAGACACUUACAAUUAAUUUUUCUAAGUCCAGGCAAGAAUGCUUUAUUUUAUGAGGAAUUUGGGAUUCAGCACUGAUUAUUUCAGGGAUUUCACGAUGACCUCUCCUCCUACCCUCCCCAUUUUAUAUGGGACUCUAGCUGAUGCUUGGUAGGUAUGGAAAAUGAUAUGUUAUAAUCAACCAUUUUGUGUAGAAUGAGUGCUGUGAAUGAUAAUUUACACAGAUAGUGCAUAAAUUUUAUGUUUUGAAAGUUUGAAUGUAGAUAGCUGCUAUAUGUUUUGGUAAAGUUUUGUAUUGUAUUUUGUCAUACAUUUAGUGCUAUGUUUUAAACAUUGAUCAGUUUAUUGUGUAAUAUUUUUUUUUUCAGAAUAAAAUGUGAUAAAUAUU
Messenger RNA from Mytilus trossulus (common blue mussel), 7130 nucleotides. Its product is annotated as E3 ubiquitin-protein ligase TRIM37-like. The record is from RefSeq and is a predicted model, not a curated record. The transcript is spliced from 22 exons. Gene Ontology annotation, biological process: protein autoubiquitination; negative regulation of centriole replication. The coding region runs from base 153 to 3002 and encodes 949 amino acids. Gene Ontology annotation, cellular component: peroxisome; aggresome. Lineage: Eukaryota; Metazoa; Mollusca; Bivalvia; Mytilida; Mytilidae. Gene Ontology annotation, molecular function: zinc ion binding; ubiquitin protein ligase activity; tumor necrosis factor receptor binding.